Molecule: messenger RNA, 1353 nt
Organism: Fusarium mangiferae
Lineage: Eukaryota; Fungi; Ascomycota; Sordariomycetes; Hypocreales; Nectriaceae
Exons: 4
Coding region: 1-1353 (450 amino acids)
Molecular function (GO): oxidoreductase activity; FAD binding
Source: RefSeq, a predicted model, not a curated record
AUGGGUAACGGUCAAAGUGUCUCUCUCCGCGACUGUCUCGAUGCCGUCUGUGCGAACCGCAGCUCCUGCGUCACGUACCCGAGUGAUCCGCUCUUCAAUGUCAUUGAAGUUUCUGAGACUGUCAAGUGCGCCAAACAGAGUGGUCUCAAAGUGCAGGCAAAGUCUGGAGGUCAUUCCUAUGGCAACUACGGUCUUGGCGGUGACAACGGCGCCGUGUCCAUCGACCUAGUCAACCUCAAAGACUUUGAGAUGGACAACGAAACUUGGUACGCAUCAUUUGGGGCAGGCACCAACCUUGGCGAAUUGGACAAGAAUCUUCAUACAUUCGGAAGACGAGCCAUUGCCCAUGGAACUUGUCCUAGCGUUGGCACCGGUGGCCAUUUGACAGUAGGCGGCCUUGGGCCGAUAUCUCGAAUGUGGGGAAGUGCCCUCGAUCACAUCGUGGAAAUGGAGGUCGUGACAGCAGAUGGCACGAUCUAUCUUGCCAGUCAAGACAGAACACCCGAUCUCUUUUGGGCGAUGCGUGGUGCGGGAGCAAGCUUCGGUAUCGUGACCAGAUUCGUGGUCAAGACUCGCCCAGAGCCCGGCAACGUUGUCCAAUACAGCUACAGCCUUACUCUUAACUCGCAAAACGAAACGGCCGACUUAUACAAGGAAUGGCAGGCAUUGGUUGGGGAUCCAACUAUGGACCGACGUUUCGCAAGUCUCUUCAUCGUUCAACCUCUAGGGGCCCUCAUCACAGGAACUUUCUUCGGUUCAGAGGCUGAAUAUCAGGCAUCAGGAAUCCCUGCUCGACUCCCUGGUGCCAGCAAGGGUGCAGUGUGGCUUGCAAACUGGAUGGGUCAUUUGCUUCAUGAGGCUGAAGCUGCUGGUUGCACCUUGGGCAGCAUUCCCACGGCAUUCUACUCAAAGUCAUUGUCGCUCAAUGAACAAGACCUUCUGAAUGACACGGCAAUCACGGACUUGUUUCAAUACCUUGAGGAUUCCCGCAGCAAAUCGACACCAUUCACAAUCAUCUUCAAUACCGAAGGCGGCGCCAUGAUGGAUACACCUGUCAAUGCAACAGCAUACCCACACCGGGAAAGUGUCAUCAUGUAUCAAUCCUACGGCAUCGGAGUGGGCAAAGUAUCGGCAGCGACUCGGAAGCUCUUGGACGGGAUUCACGAGCGGAUCAAACGGUCGGCUCCGGGCGCGCGCUCCACUUACGCCGGAUACGUCGAUGCAUGGCUCGACCGAAAGGCGGCGCAGGAGCUCUACUGGGCGGACAACCUUCCGCGGCUUCAGGAUAUAAAGAAGAAGUGGGAUCCGGACCAGGUGUUCAGAAAUCCGCAGAGCGUUGAGCCGGCUGACUAG